UCUUAGCUUAUAUAGUUAGGCACUGAGGCCAGUGACAGGGUGACAGGGGCACCCCAGGGAGGGGUGGGGACUGCUCCUUCAGUGAGCCAGGAGACCCGAGGCUGCUCACAGUUAGCAAGAAGAGCAAGUCUUGGCCGUAGCUAGCUCAGGAGCUCAGGGGGCUCUCCAGGUGGCCUUAAGCCACUUUGAUGCUUGAACCCUCAGUCCCACUGGCAGCAGGCAUCUGCUUCCCGCCUGCAGCCAGGGAGGCAGUUUGAUGCCUUUAUCAGGCUGGAAACAGGACCCUGUCUCUUGGGUGCCUCCACAAUGCCAGGUGAGGACUCCAUCAGCACGCUGGGCAUGAUCCUUGGAGUGGGACUGUCACUGCUGCUUGUGUCCAUCCUUGGCUACAGUUUGGCCAAGUGGUACCAGCGCGGGUACUGCUGGGACGGGCCUAAUUUUGUCUUCAACUUAUACCAAAUCCGGAACUUAAAGGACUUGGAAGUGGGACCACCCUUUACCAUCAGCGGCCACAUGAACGGUCCAGAUGGCGGCUACAUGAAGUUCUCCAAUGAAAGAGUCUGAUGGAGAAGCAUCUAGGCUCUGGAGGUCAGGAGAGGCCCAUGGUAUAGAAGUUUUCUUUGCCCCGGAUAGUGGCUCCACCCUAGGAGUGCUCUGUUGAAGGCUGCGAAGGGACAGAUUCUAGCUUUCUCCGAGAUGGACUAGAAACCAAGCAACAGGUCUGUGAGGCCGGACACUGACUGGGCACUCGGAUCCGUGGCCAUGCCAGGGCCUCCCCAGUGCUCCUCCCCCUCCCCGCUCCUUUUCCUCCCUUCCCCCACUGGAGAGCCUGCUGUGUUGUGGGGCUACAGGCUGCCAUUUCUCUGUUGCCCUGCUCCUCUUCGGUGUCCUUUUCAGCCUAGAAUGUCCUCUUCUCCUGUACCCCAACCCUCCUGUCCACACCCAGACUCUGAACCUCAACCCCUGUCUUUCCCAGGACUCACCCCAAGACUCAAGACUAAACACCCCUCAUUUUGGUCUCUACUGUAAAUGUCCAGGCUUCCUCCACACGUCCUGUUCCCCAACAAGGACGCUUGAGCCCUUUGUGGCCAGGUCUCUAGCAAUCCUUCAAACGAAGCCCAGGAAGUAAGUUUACUGUGGAUUAGAACCCACUGGAGAAGAAACAGAGGGCAGCCUCGUUCUGGAAGAGGACGCCCAGCACCUGAUGAGGACCCUCCGUGUGUUUUCAUUCGUGCUUCUGCCGUUUGAGCCCUGUGGCCACCCUGUGACACAGAGAUUAUUGCUGGCCCAUUUUACACAUAGGAAGACCGAGGGAGUCAGAGAGGCAGCAUGCUUUGCCCAGGGUGGCCCAGGUGUUGUGGAGCCUGAGUGGAAUCUGUGGCCUUAGGGACACAGUCUCACCUCAGGGCUUAUCAGGGUAAGGACUGGUCACUGUAUAAAAGGAUCUGGUUUUUACUCUGUUCCAUGGUGCUGUGUGGCCAGAGGCUGGCUGGUCACACCACUUAUUUGAGCAUCUGUUUCAGCAUUGGGAGAGCAAAAGAUAAGAUUAUUUCUUGAAGGGUCCUCUUGACAUUUACCCUGUCUAUUUAAAAGAAGCAAUCUCUUAUACCAGUAGCCUGGCCACACUAUAGCUGCCCAGUAAAUAGUUAAAGGAUGCAAGCAGGAUGCAAGUGUCAACUCUGACUUAGGAGCUGGCUGCUACAAGGUUGCUGCUAAGGUCUCCCUGAAUGCCAGCUGUCUGGGACUCUAACUACCGUUCAGUUUUCCCCUCCAUCUGGCAGGGGUUGAAGACUGGACCACUCCCAAACUAGUCAAUAUCUGAAAGGCAAACACAUUUGCUGGGCACAGACUGAUCAGGGCAGGGGCUCCAGGUACCCAGUCUCGCUUCAGCCUCACAGGUAGGGAAACAGAGGCUGGGGAAAUAGACACUUAGAGGGAGUGAGAAUUUACUUUCCUUAUAUCCUGGGUUGCUGGCUUGGAGCAGCAGGCUAAGGGGCAGCUACUGUCUGAUGCCCAGCUCCCAAGAAACUGGCUCCUCCCUCCAGUGAGAUGCUACCCCUCACAGUGAUGGGUGGGGCUUUCAGGAUUCAGGCCUUCCCAGGCUUGCUCUAGCUCUGAGCUUCUUACUCAGUUACUUCCUGGUCGUCCUUUUACUUUGUAUUGUCUCUUUGAUUUCUCAAAUCGCCACAUUCUGCCCAGUUGUCCUCUUGGCCCAUGUAUCACAUCCCCAAGGAACUUUCUUUAAGACUCACAGGCCUUGUUCUCUUCUGAUUUUGCUUAUAAAUACUUCCUGGCUCCCAUAAGUUCCUGAUUUCAACUCAUUCAUUCAUUCAUUCAUCCAUCCAUCCAUCCAUUCAUUCAUUCAUCCAUCCAUCAGUUUCUCUACUCCUCCAGGUAUUAGGCAAGACCCCAUCAGGAAUGCAGUCUCUCUGGAGGUUAACCUGAUCUCUCUCCUGUUUCACAAGCACUUACUGUGGGCAGAGUUAGGCUUCACAUCUCUUCCAAGUCCCCUGUUGUACCUGAGGCAGGAACUGCUCAGGAAACAAAGUGGAAGAAUUCCUUAGUCUUUUGAGGGCAUCUUGCACAUUGCUCCAAACCUGGUCCAUGUCUGGUGCUCCUGAAGCUCACUCACACCUGUCAUCCCUUCUCCUUUGCUGUCAGCCACAUCCCGCCUCGUGCAUGUGAUCAGAUAACUUUCCAGAGAAGGGCCCUGCACGCAGAUGGAGACCUUUUCUACCAUGGGGCAGCCUAAGACCGGAUCAAAGCCACAGCAUCCCCUAUGAGUCUGUGUGGCCUUGUCCCAAGCCAGUGUCAGUAGAUGGGAUCAGGUGACAGGACCCAGAAGACCACAAUCUGUGGUGCUCAUUUCUACGCGCCAGGGGUUUGAGGAGGCCAACAUAGAAGCAGAUGGAAGUGUCAUUAUUUUUAAAAACUGCUUAGUGGGCAGAAACCAGCUAGAAGUGGUGAUGUUUGAGCAAAAGCUGAAACAAAACAGGAAGCCAGUGGCCUGGUGAAUUCUCACACUUGAGGACCAGAAGUGAAAUGUUCUGUCUGCCCAGAGGAGCAAGCAGCAAAACAACAAAACAGCAGUGGGACAGUGCUGGAGGCCAAGGCUGUAGUGGACCCUGCCUUCCCCACUCUGCCAUCGCCUCUGGUCUCUGCCCUCCAGUCUCUUGCAGAGCCAUGGGAUUGGCUUCCCCUCCCCAAAGCCUUGGGUAGGAUUUCUCAUGCACAAACAGAGGACUUCUGGGAGAAAGGUGGGUGGGAAAUGGAAGACGUUGCAUAUCUUCUGUUCUAAGCCCAGUCCUUCUCCUUAUAGACUGUGGGCUGAGGCUCUAGGGGCUCCAGGGACCUUGUUUAUGUAAGGUAGCCAUUGGCCUUGAGAACUUUGAAGCUUCUUCCAGCUGUGAGGCUAUUUCCUAGUGGGAAACUUCAGUUCCACCAUGCUGGGGUGAGGAUGGGGGAGAGACACAUGGAUGUGUGUGUGUGUGUGUGUGUGUGUGUGUGUGUACAUGCAUGCAGAAUUGAGCUGGCCAGGAGGAGCAUGUCUAGUUGCCUUCUGGUAGGUACCCAGUAAAAGUUUGCCCAAAGAAUAGGCCAAAUGCUGAAUUUUUUAGGUCCCUUUGUCUUGUCUCCUGGGUGUUUUCUCCUGCCUUAUGUCUUCUGUUUGCUCUGUGGUCCUAAGUCCUACAACACAUAAGAACUGUGGGGUGAAGAGAGCAGGGAAGAGAAUUAUGGGAUCAUGUGACUAAGAGGAGAAGAUGGCAAACCCGAAACCAAGCUUCCGCUCAGAGUUACCAAUAGCUCCCUUGCUCUCCCUCCCUGCCUCCCUCCCUCCCUCCCUCCCUCUCUCCCCUGCUCUCUCCUAGGUUCAGGCUAAUGUCUCCCAAGCACCUGCUUUGCUCAGUCUUCCAUGACCAUCAUAAUCAUUUUGAUGUUCUUGAAUGGCUUUCACCUGCAUUCAAAUACUUCUCUGACAUGAAUGGAAAAGUUCUACUCAUCGAUGCAUUCAUUUAGUCACCAACAGUUUGUGAGUGCUCAUUACUAUGCACUACCAUUGACUGGUUUAGAGGGCCCAGAGAUCAAUCAGGCGGAGUUCCUGCUGUCAGUGAGCUGGAAUGAGUGCUGGCUAAAGGACCACCUGUGAAAGCAGUGUGCCCAGAGACCUCAUGAAAAGUUAGCUUCAAGACUAUCUCCAUUUGACAGAUCAGAAGACUGAGGCCCAGGCAGACUCAUUUGCAAAGAACAGAUCAUGCCUAGAAUCCGGAGAAGCGAGCUUUCCAUUCCCUGGGAUGACCUUGGGGCCUUUACAGCCUAAUAACCUUGUGGUGGCAAUUGGUUAGUCUUACUACUUGCUGUGGUAGCUGGUUAGUCUUAGUGGAGCUUGCUGUGGUAGCUGGUUAGCCUGGGUCACCAUGUGCUUGCCCUGCCUCCCCAUACUCCACCCUAUACCAGGGUCUACAGCACUGGCUCUAUUCCUAUCUUGAUUCUUUGCUAGCGUUGGAUCCUGGGCUCAGAUCUUCUAAUGCCUGUCACAGACUCCAUGCCUGAGCCUUCCUACCCCCAUUUAGCAUAGUUAAUAUAUCACACCCUUCACGUCUUUCCCGUGAGUCCUGCAGGAAUGCACCUAGCACUUACAAGGUAUUUCACACCGUUGCAGGUGCAGAGGGCACCAAGAGCGAUACUUCACACUUCCCAUUUCAUUUUCAUGGGUUUCCCGCAUAGCGAAGUUACACAUUGGAAGCACAUGCAGGGUCUGAGUGGCCUCGGGGGCAGGUGGCUAUGAGGGCUGGAGGGGAGGAUGUGCAAGGAAAGAGAUGAGAAGGGACAGGAGCCAGGAGGGCGGUUUUGAAGAACCUUCUGAGCAGAGGCUUGGAGUGUUGUCUUACAAGUUGUCCAGUAGAAUUCAAAGCUCAAAUUUGCAUUCUCAGCCUCUCAGCUCAGUCAAGAGUAGGGAAGAUUAUUUAGUGGCAAGGGAUGCUGCAGGCAAAAAAAAUUGACCAGGAGGCUGUGGCAAAUGGCCCCAGAGAGGGAUGAAGACUCCAAAUGGAAGAAGCAGGAUAGGAUAGCUGCAAGACCACCAAAGAGGUGAGGCUGAGGGACCAUCUAAUGAUCACUUUAUCCAUUAGGCAAGAUCUGCAUGAUCCCCAUUGCUGUGUGAGUGGGGUUGCUAUUAGCCACUAUGAGAAACAGUAGAGACAAUCAGAGUUAAGAAGACAAUGGUCGCUCCAAUAUGGAGACAUAAAGUGGCAAACCACAUCACCCCUCUAAAGGCAUUGGAGAAACCAGUCCACACUGGUUGGACACUGGGGAAGCAGGAGUUUUGGGGGCCCCCAUGAGUGCAUUUUUGGGGGAGUUGGGACAGGAGCUAAGGAUGGGAGCUGUGGUGUUGAGGAGUGGUUAAGUUCUGGCAGAAAGCCCACACUUAUUAUGUAUAGAGUGUAGUCCGUGAGUGAGUGGGGCUUCUCUUCUAAAGAUUGAUUAUGAAGGGAAGGAGGAAGACAGUACUAUGUCUACACUCCCCUGCUCAUGCCUACUCCAGAGCCCCCAAGAUGCUGCAGGUAGGAUAACACUUGGCUGUUCCAUCAACCCCCCCCCCCCGUUAUGGACUGUGGCUGUCUGAAGAUCCCUGAGGCCCCUGGCUGGGGUCGGCAGUGCCCAUGUCAAGCUCUGGCAUGGUUCUGAAUGGAUGCCUGCUCUUCCUAGAGAUAGUGAGUCAGGUGGAUAUCCCGAGUUUAUGGCUGUAGAUGGUCAGGAAUCCUCUUCAGACCUGUCUUCUCAUCUCUAUGUCACAAUGACAAGUCCACCCACGACACAAGUCUCACAGAGAACACAGAGCACUUGCCUCAACAUUCCCAGUGCUGAGUCCUAACCCAGUGCCAGGCCCAUCCUUAAAUAUCUUUCCUCUGCAAGAAAUACCACUAUUGAGCCAAAGCUAGGCAUCUCUCAGGUUCCUAAUACCUCCGCCCAGCUACACCAUGUUUUCCCUUACAUACCCAUAUUGUGCACUGUUCUCCAUCAGUUUCAAGUGGAGUUACCAUUUGACUCUUUCUUUGCAACCUGUUGUCCUGUCUUGCUUUCUUUAAAGUCAUUUGAAUUUGUUCCUUCUUCUCUAUUCCCAUUGCCCUUGCUCAAUAUAUAUGUAUAAGCAUCUCUAUGGACUGAAUGUGGGUGUCCCCUCACUCCUCAAUGUUGACAACCUAACCCCCAAUGAAAUGGUGGGGCCUUUUGGAGGCUACUGGAUGAGAUCAUGGGGAUGGAGCCUAAUGAUGGGAUUAGUGUCUUCAUAAGAGGAAGAGACAAACGAUAUCUUCCCAUCAUGGGUGGUAUAGCUCCAAAUUACCUGCAGACAAGGAAAGGGCCCCUAGUGGGAGCUGGAUGAGCUAGAACUGUGACCCUCCAGUCCCCAGCCACUGGCAUGCAUCUGGCUAAAGACCUGCUCCCUGUAUGUGUCCUCUCCUAUUGCCAGAGCCAACGCAGCUUCCUGUCCUGCUUCUCUGCUAGGGCAGGAUGCUAGCUCCUUUCAUGGCACAUGUCUCAGAUGGCGACACUUGUUAGUACUAAAUGGCUUGGUGUCCGCCUUUAUAACCAGAUACUCUGCUCCAUGAAGCCAAGGCUGAAGAUCACACCUGGCAUGUGGCAUGUGGUAGGUAAUUGCUGAAGGAGUGAUGUGCUGAGCUGGUGUGAUAAGCCAGCCAAAACUAAAUGGCUGGCUUUCAAUAAAGGUCCCCCUGUUUUCUGCUCAGCUCGAAUGAA
Molecule: messenger RNA, 6756 nt
Organism: Mesocricetus auratus (golden hamster)
Lineage: Eukaryota; Metazoa; Chordata; Mammalia; Rodentia; Cricetidae
Gene: Smim35
Product: small integral membrane protein 35
Exons: 5
Coding region: 307-564 (85 amino acids)
Source: RefSeq, a predicted model, not a curated record